Molecule: messenger RNA, 6208 nt
Organism: Lycium ferocissimum
Lineage: Eukaryota; Viridiplantae; Streptophyta; Magnoliopsida; Solanales; Solanaceae
Exons: 26
Cellular component (GO): 90S preribosome; small-subunit processome; nucleolus
Source: RefSeq, a predicted model, not a curated record
CACUUUACUAUUUGGGCAAAAGGGUUUAAGGUUUUGGAGUUCAAUUUUAUUGAGCAAAAAAAAAAAAAAAAUGGCAACACAUUCAGAUGCUUAUGCUGUUAAAUCUCUCAACAAAUCUCAUGGUCGCCGCCGUUUUACUUUCAAGACAUUUUCGGAGCGGAUUGAGGAUGUUGACAUUGAUGUGUACAGAAAUCUUGACCCUUUAAAAGCCGAGCCAUCUGAAGGUUCCUCUUUCUUCCGGGAUUGCCUUACGGAAUGGAGGGAAUUAAACACUGCAGAAGAUUUUAUUUCAUUUUACGAGGAAAUAUUUCCCUUGGUACAGACGCUACCGCAAAUUAUACUGCAGAAGGAACUGAUAGUCACAAAACUUCUUUCAAGAUUGGACAUGAAAGGGAGACUAUCCCUUGAGCCAAUCCUUGGGUUGAUUGCAGCCCUAUCUAGAGAUCUCCUGGAGGACUUCUUACCCUUUCUUCAGAGGAUUGCCGACUCUUUGGCGUGCCUUCUCAGUAGUGGUGCUGAUAGAGAACCAGAUAUAAUUGAGCAGAUUUUCAAGUCAUGGUCUUUUAUUAUGAUGUACCUGCAAAAAUAUCUUGUUAAAGAUGUUGUUGAUGUUCUGCAGGUAACAGUAAAAUUAAGAUACUAUUCCAAGGAGUACGUCCAUGAAUUUAUGGCUGACUCAGUAUCAUUCAUAUUGAGGAAUGCUCCUGUUAAGCAGCUUAUAAAAGGAGUGAGGAAGCUUAUGUUUGAAGUUGCGAAGAAGCCAUUGGAAAUAAGAAAGUCCGCUGUCAGUUCACUAUUGUGGUAUGUUCUGAGAGGAAGCUCCUCAAGGUUACACUCAAGGGCUGAACAAGUGUUACGCCUACUGAUGGACAAGUCUCUGUUUACUAUAGGUGAUCAGUUCACAGAGGGUGCUGAGACCAUUCUUGAAGUUGUUGUUCUAGCACUGCAGAGAUUAUGUGAGGAAUUGGAAGCUACAGAGUUGGAGUUGAUGUGGGUUUGCUUAUAUGAGGAGAUAACUGAGUGUGUAUCUCAAGGCCAUCUAUUGCACCUUGGUCGCCUUUUAUCCCUUCUUGUUUCUACCCUGCAAGUUAGUUACAUUCAGAAAAUUUUUGAUUACCAAGGGGUGCUUCAAUUGAUCCAGUUGCUUGUACAGACUUACAUUCUGCCCUAUUCUACUGUGAAGGCAAUUGAUCAAACAUCAAACAUUGUUGACAAAGUUAUGCAGUCAAUGCUUUGCAUUCUUGACGGUCUAUAUAGAGCUAAUACUAUUUCUACUCUCUCUUCUGUUUCAAUGCAAUGGGCUCCUGUGUUUGAUUUGAGGAAUAAGAGUUUGCUGUCUUUUGUCGAAGAUCUUCUAUUGAAGGACCCUGGCAUUGUCCAUUUCUUCAGAGCUAGCAUUAUAAGUGCAUUAAAUGAUAUGAUAGAGAUUUCAGAAGAAGAGGUUAUAUAUUUGCUGCAGAUCCUUUUUAAGAGGCUGCCAGUACAAGGACAUAGCUUCUUGGAUGAAGUUCCAAAGGAGAAGCUUUCAAGAAUUCACAAUUUUCUCCGAGAAGCCAUUGGCCGUUGGAUUCGGCGUAUACAAAAGGAACCAUUAUCUAGCCAAAUUGAAGAAAAUGAGUUAGCCAUACUGUGGGGAAUCAUUGGCUGCUAUCCUUAUGUAGUAGGUGGUUCAGCGAAUGAGUCAUUACUAAUGGACUUGGUUAAUGCUCUAGAUGAGCUUUUGAGUACUGAAUCUGCUGACAUUGCUGGGCAUCCCAGAACUACCUGGCAGAGCUUGGUUGGUGCUGCAUUGGGUUCUUAUUGUAAGUCACUGGCCAAUCAAAAUUCCAGAUGUGAUGAUUCUGUCGUAAGCAGGUUCUUAGAUCUGGCAAGAAAGCACAAGACAUGUUCUCAAGUGUUGUCUCCUGUAGCUGAUAUUUUGGAUUCAGUUUGUGGGUCCAUAAUCCAAGCUGAUGCAAGCACUAAAAAGUAUCACCCAGAACUUGUAGUGAGUAAGAUUGUGGAUGCCUUGGGCGUGUUUGCUGCAAAUUUGAGCCACCACGACAAGAACUUGCGGCUUUCGACCUUGAGAAUAUUGUGCCACUACGAACCUUUGAUUGAUGCCAGCUCUACCAAUGAACAACCGCUUGAGAAGAAAAUGAGAAUGGAUAAUCCUCAGGCCACUCUGGUGGACUACCAUGGCAAUAAUGUGGUUCAUCUCCUAUUUUUAAUUGAAGAAACGCCUCUUUCUAUUGCAACCAGUAGAAAAGUCAUUCUACAGAUAUCCAAAAUACAGAUGAGUUUAUCUGCUGGAAGGGUAGCUGAAGAGUAUAUGCCUGUUGUUCUUAGUGGAAUUAUUGGAAUCUUUCAUAACCGUUUUAGCUAUUUGUGGAACCCAACAUUGGACUGCAUAGCUGUCCUCCUCAGUCAAUACUUUGGUCUGCUGUGGGACAGAUAUAUUGAGUACCUUGAUCAUUAUCUGUCUGUUUUUCUGGGUUGUCAUGAUGAAGCUGCUGAAAGCGAGGAGGAAUCGAUAGAGCCAGCUAAUAAUUUGACUGGAAGCUUCAGGUCUUAUGUCUUUCCGGUGUCUGAUGGUGCGUCGUGUGCAACAAUUUUUUCUUUGUUGAUUCAGUGUUUGCAGAAAAUUCCAUCUGUUGCCGAAUCACGUUCACGACAAAUCAUACCUCUGUUCUUGAAGUUCUUAGGCUAUAAUAUUGAAGAUCUUAAGAGUGUGGAAUUAUACAAUCAGGAGGGUUGUAAGGGGAAAGAGUGGAAAGGCGUUCUUCAAGAAUGGUUGUCCUUAUUCAGACUGAUGCGCAACUCUAGGUCUUUUUAUCUCAAUCAAUUCUUCAAGGAGGUUUUGCUGUACAGACUUCUUGAGGAAGAUGAUGCUGAAUUGCAAAACAAGGUCCUUGAUUGCCUGUUAAAUUGGAAAGAUGACUUUUUACUUCCGUAUGAUCAGCAUCUAAAAAAUCUGAUCGAUUCGAAACGUCUGAGGGAGGAGCUCACGACAUGGAGCUUAUCUAGGGAAUCAGAUCUUGUUGAUACAAGGCAUAGAGUUUUCCUUGUGCCUGUUGUUAUCAGAAUACUGGCUCCAAAAGUCAAAAAGUUAAAGGUGCUCGCUUCUCGUAAGCAUGCAAGUGUCCAGCAUCGAAAGGCGAUUCUUGGCUUCUUAGCUCAGCUAGAUGUUGAAGAGCUCCCUCUUUUCUUUGCCUUGCUGAUAAAACCCCUCGUAUCUGCUUCACAAGGUGCUGCAGCAAAGAGUGCAUGGCCCUGGACCAUGCCUGAAAUUCUAAAGCAUGCGUUUGACUCAUUUACUGUCUUGGAGCAUUUUUCCAGAGAUUGCAUCAAUGACAUUUCGUGGAAGAAGAGAUACGGUUUUCUGCAUGUAAUUGAGGAUAUUGUAGCUGUUUUUGAUGAAGUGCACAUUAGCCCUUUUCUUGAUCUGUUAAUGGGGUGUAUUGUGCGCCUCUUGGAAAGCUGUACAUCAACUCUUGAAGGCACAAGAAAUGACGGGGGGCCGGCUGAUCAUGGUCACCAAGUAGAGGAUAAAAUCAUGGUAAUGUCAUCAUCUGCUACAAACAUGGCUGGAAAGCAGUCCAAGGAUUUGAGAUCUUUAUGUCUGAAGAUCAUCUCUUUUAUCCUUAGCAAAUAUGAGGAUCAUGAUUUCAGUCCUGAAUUUUGGGAUUUGUUCUUUAUGUCAGUAAAACCUUUAGUUGCUAGUUUCAAACAGGAAGGCGCUAGUAGUGAGAAGCCGAGCUCUUUAUUUUCUUGUUUUCUGGCUAUGAGUAGAAGUUCCAAGCUUGUGCCUCUGUUGUCCCGAGAAAAGAAUCUUGUACCUGAUAUUUUUGAGAUGCUAGCAGUCUCAACAGCAUCGGAUGCCAUAGUUUCCUCAGUUCUUAAGUUUGUCGAGAAUCUACUGGAUCUUGAUGUUGAGCUGGGUAAUGAAGACAACCUGCUUAGGAGCUUACUGCUUCCUCAUGUUGAUGUACUAGUGUGCAGUUUGCAUCGUCUUUUUGUACAUGAUGGUGCAACAAAGAGGAAGAUUGUCAAAUAUCCUGGGGAAAAAGAGCUCAAGGUUUUCAAGCUUUUAUCAAAGCACAUAAAGGGACCGUUGGCUGCAAGGAAGUUUCUUGAUAUCUUGCUUCCGCUUCUGUCAAAGAGAUCCAAUGACCCUGAUAUUUGUGUAGGCACUUUACAGAUUAUUAAGGAUAUUGUAGAACCAGUGGGUAGUGAAAGCAGUAAAAAGAUCGUCAAAUCUGUUUCUCCCCUCGUAAUUUCUGCUGGCUUGGACGUCCGCACUUCUAUUUGUGAUGUUCUUGAUGCUGUCGCAGCGAAUGAUUCUUCUGUACAUCCUACGGCAAAUCUUCUUCGUGAAUUGAAUGCCACGUCCACAGUGGAGUUGGGAGAUCUAGAUUAUGAUACCGUAAUUGCUGCUUAUGAAAAGAUAAGUGCAGAUUUUUUCUACACUGUCCCGGAAGAGCAUGCAUUGAUUAUUCUGUCACAUGCAAUACAUGAUAUGUCAUCUGAGGAUCUUAUUCUGAGACAGAGUGCAUAUAGAUUGUUGGUUUCAUUUGUGGAGUUUUCUAGUCAAAUGCUCUAUAGAGAGUUGAAAUCUGAACAAGAAUCUUCUGGAACCUGGGUUAGGCAUAUCCUAAGCAACUUCUUUUUGAAGCACAUGGGUACUGCAAUGAAUAAAGAAGAUACAAUUCAGAAGGUAUGGAUCGAUCUACUUCGAGAUAUGGUCCUGAAGCUUCCAACAGUGGAAGACUUCAAAUCAUUUGCAGUUCUUUACAGUGAAGAUCCAGAGCAGGACUUUUUCAACAAUAUUGUGCAUUUGCAAAGACACAGCAGAGCAAGGGCUUUGUUACGCUUUAAGAAUGCCAUCAGUUCUGGAAAUUUGUCCAAGGUUCUCAUAAAUAAAGUCUUUAUCCCUCUUCUUUUCAAAAUGUUGCUUGAUGGACAAGUUGGGAAGGGUGAAAAUAUUAGAAGUGCAUGUUUGGAAGCUGUUGGAUCAAUUUCUAAAUUCAUGGAGUGGAGACUGUAUUAUGCAUUACUCAAUAGAUGCUUCCGGGAGAUGACACUGAAACCAGAUAAACAAAAGGUGUUAUUGCGGUUAAUAAGCUCCAUUUUGGACCAGUUCCAUUUCUCUCAGACUCCUUCUGAUCAUGACACCAAGGAUUCUGUGCAAGAUAUUCAAAAUACUUGUUUGAUAGAGUCAGGCAAAGUCAUCGGCUCUUCUGAACUUGCGGAAAUACAAAUGUGCCUCCAAAAGGAUUUGCUUCCCAGGGUACACAAAAUGUUGACUGCUGAUACUGAUAAUCUCAAUGUAAACAUCAGUCUAAUUCUGCUUAAGUUGCUCAAGCUACUUCCUGGAGACAUCAUGGACGUGCACCUUCCAUCUAUAAUGCAUCGUAUAGCAAAUUUCCUUAAGAAUCGUUUGGAAAGUGUUCGUGAUGAAGCCAGAGCUGCUUUGGCUGCUUGUUUAAAAGAACUAGGGCUAGAGUUCUUGCAAUUUGUUGUCAAAGUCUUGAGAGGCACUCUGAAGAGAGGAUUUGAAUUGCAUGUUUUGGGAUUCACUCUGAAUUUUCUAUUAUCAAAAUUUCUUCUAAAUCCCAGUAGUGGGAAGUUGGAUUAUUGUUUAGAGGAUCUUCUCUCGGUCGCAGUAAAUGAUAUACUUAGUGAUGUUUCGGAGGAGAAAGAGGUUGAGAAGAUUGCUUCAAAGAUGAAAGAGACUAGGAAGCAAAAGUCAUAUGAUACCCUUAAAUUGAUUGCCCAAAGCAUCACAUUCAAAACACAUGCUCUGAAGCUGCUUGCGCCAAUUCUUAAGAAUCUACAAAAGCAGCUGACUCCAAAAGUAAAAUCAAAAUUAGAGAACAUGUUGGCUCAUAUAGCUGCUGGAAUACAGUGUAAUCCCUCUGUAAACCAGACGGAACUCUUUAUCUUUGGUUAUGGUCUAAUUAAAGAUGGCAUAAGAGAUGAAUCUCCUGGGCAUGCAGAGACAUCAACUUCAAUGGAAAGUAAGCAAAAGAAAGAUGGAGUAAGCAGCCAGAUUGCUAAAUCAGAUAAGUUGGUCAGUAUUGAUCCACGAUAUUCCCAUCUUAUCACUGAAUUUGCUCUUGGAGUGCUUCAGAAUUACAUGAAGAACAUGAAAUUUGACAAGAAAGAUGAGCAGCUAUUAUCAAUGCUAGAUCCAUUUGUGAGAUUAUUGGCUGAAUGCUUGAACUCA